AUGGCCGACACACUCACAGACCACUGCUUCGCUACCGUCCAGCACGCCGGUACGCCUACUGGUCGGCGCAUCGACAUCGAUGUCGGCGGCGCAUCCGUUCCUACUUACCUCGCUGAACCCUCAGAGUCUGGUCCCGACGGCCCGCCACGCAAGAUUAUCCUUUACUUCUCAGACGUAUUCGGACCUUUCUAUCUCAACAGCCAACUCCUCCAGGAUUACUUUGCAACGCAGGGUUUUACUGUCCUCGGCAUCGACUACUUCUUCGGCGACUCCUACGCUCUCCAUGUUAACGACCCUAACUUCGAUCGUCCGACAUGGAGAGAGAAAUCAGUCAACCAAGCCAAGACAUUCAUACCUGGUUGGGUGGAUGCUAUCAAGCAGAGCUAUGGCUACUGUUUUGGUGCGCCAUAUGUCUUUGAUCAGGGUGAAACCGGUCUACUCGCGGCGGCUGCUGUUGCACAUCCCACGGCAUUAACAGUUGACUCUGUGUCGAAAAGCAGCACACCAGUCCUAUUCUCUUGCGCAGACAUUGACAAUGCAUUCAAACCUGACCUGCGCCACUCAGUCGAGGAUGUGUUGUCCGCGAAGAAAGUGACGUACUAUUUCCAGAUUUUCAGCGGUGUUUCGCACGGGUUCGCCACUCGUGCGGAUCCGAGUGUGGAAAAUCAGCGUUGGGCAAAAGAGGAAUGCGCCAGGAGUGUUGUACAGUGGUUCAAACGGUUCUCAGUGUAA
Pisolithus orientalis is the source of this 732-nucleotide messenger RNA. RefSeq names its product Alpha/Beta hydrolase protein. NCBI's taxonomy places the organism in Eukaryota, Fungi, Basidiomycota, Agaricomycetes, Boletales, Pisolithaceae. The record is from RefSeq and is a predicted model, not a curated record. The coding region runs from base 1 to 732 and encodes 243 amino acids. Gene Ontology annotation, molecular function: hydrolase activity. The transcript is spliced from 7 exons.